AUGCAUUGGCAAAAGAUUGGUACAACUACUUUAAAGGGCUUAGCACUUCUCCAGAUUAUGACAGGUGUUUCACCUGUUCAAGGUCUUGCCAACGGCAUUGCAAGGCUUCCAGGUGAAUUGCAACGUUGCUGUUGCGACAUCGACGAAGACCUCAUCCUCACCACCGCAAAGCUAAUGAAAUCGCUUGGUCUUCAAGAUGCUGGUUACACGUACGUUAAUCUUGAUGAUUGUUGGGCUGAAAAGAAUAGGACAUCAGCUGAUCGAGUACGAUUCAAGAGCGGAAUGAAGAAUCUCACCACCCAGAUUCGAAGACUUGGAUUCGACUCGGGAUGGUUCACUUGCGCAGGGUACCCUGGUUCGUUCGAGCAUGAACAGCAAGAUGCUCAGACAUUUUUCGUUGAUUGGGGCUUUGAUUAUCUGAAAUUCGACAAUUGCGCUAAAUACCAGCGCAUGGCAGACGCGAUAAAUGCGGUUUCGCAGCAGUCACAUGUCCAGAUCGUUUAUUCGUUGUGUGAAUGGGGCUGGGUCUGUGAUAUUAUGUGGGGAGCUAGUAUGGCGCAUAGUUGGCGUACCACUGGUGACAUUGGUCCCAACUGGGCGUCCUUGACCAAUAUCAUCAAUUUCAACUCCUUCAUCACCCAAGCGACGGGCUUUUAUGGUCGAAAUGAUUUGGACAUGGUGAGCUCAUCUUGCAAUGGCGGCCUGACCUACGAUGAGGCAAAGUCCCACUUCACCGCUUGGGCGCUCAUGAAGUCCCCGCUCCUAAUCGGCACCAACUUGUCCGCCAUCACUGACGAUAUACUGGGCAUUCUGAAGAACCGAGAAAUCCUCGCGAUUAACCAGGACCCUGUCAAAGGAUCCAGUAUCUCACCCUUUCGAUGGGGAAUCAAUCCGGAUUGGACCAGUAAUUCGACAUAUCCUGCGCAAUAUUGGAGCGGACCGAGUCAGAAUGGAACUGUGUUCAUGUUGGCGCGUCGGAUUUGA
Messenger RNA from Heterobasidion irregulare TC 32-1, 984 nucleotides. RefSeq names its product glycoside hydrolase family 27 protein. Bases 1 to 984 code for a protein of 327 amino acids. Gene Ontology annotation, biological process: carbohydrate metabolic process. The transcript has 12 exons. The record is from RefSeq and is a predicted model, not a curated record. Gene Ontology annotation, molecular function: hydrolase activity, hydrolyzing O-glycosyl compounds. NCBI's taxonomy places the organism in Eukaryota, Fungi, Basidiomycota, Agaricomycetes, Russulales, Bondarzewiaceae.